AUGGACGACUCCGGAGAGGACUACGGAAACUACAGCUAUGACUACUACCUGGAGUAUGGUGACGUAGAAGAACUUAAAAUAGAUCACAGGCAGAAAGAAGCAAUGCACAUCAUCUCGGUGGUCAUUUACAUAAUAUCCUUUAUACUCGGUCUGAUUGGAAAUGGAACUGUCAUUUGGGUGACAGGCUGCAAGAGCAAAAGGACUGUCAACAGCAUAUGGUUGCUCAAUCUGGCCUUGGCCGACUUCAUCUUUGUGCUCUUCCUCCCCUUCUACAUUGACUACAUCCUACGUGAUUUUCACUGGGAUUUUGGCGUCGCCAUAUGCAAGAUUAAUUCCUUUGUGUUGGUCAUGAACAUGUACGCGAGCGUUCUGUUCCUUACAGUGCUCAGUGUGGACAGAUACGUCUCACUGGUACAUCACAACUGGUCUCAGAGGUACCGAACGGUCGCUCGAGCCUGGUUUACGAGCGCUUGCAUUUGGGUCACGGCCGCCAUCAUGAGCUGUCCAGCGCUUAUCUUUCGGGACACGGUGCGCUUAAAUGACAAAGUAGUGUGCUUCAACAACUUCCAUGCACAGGAUGGACAGUCAGCAGCCAUGAGACACAUUCUAAUAGUCUCCAUUCGUACUACGGUGGGCUUCUUUCUGCCUUUCACUGCUAUAUGUGUGACCGGCAUCCUUCUGACAGUGAGGGUGAACCAAUCCCAUGGCUCCGUUCGCCUGUCCAGCUUCACCAAAACAGUCUCCGCCAUGAUCCUGGCCUUCUUUUUAUGCUGGGCCCCUUUCCACAUCUUUAGUCUAAUGGAGCUAUCCAUACAUUCCUCGCUCUAUCUACAUAACGUACUCAAAAAGGGAUUUCCUUUGGCCACCAGCUUAGGAUUUUUCCAUAGCUGCAUUAACCCAGUGCUCUAUGUGCUUAUGGGUAAAAAAGUGCGUCACAUCCUGAAGCGCGCAUGCCUGGACAUAACUAAAAGCUCACUAAGAGAACUCAGCCAGUCUGUGUCAGCUACUGACGUGGAAUCUUUGCCAGGAAUCCCUCAAGACACCACACCGGAGGAGCCUGUGGCCUCAUCAACUCUCUGA
Molecule: messenger RNA, 1080 nt
Organism: Nerophis lumbriciformis (worm pipefish)
Lineage: Eukaryota; Metazoa; Chordata; Actinopteri; Syngnathiformes; Syngnathidae
Source: RefSeq, a predicted model, not a curated record